AUGGCCCAUUGGGAUCUGCGGCUGCAGCAGCAGCUGCAGCAGCAACAACAGCAGCAGCAGCAACUGCAGCAGCAGCAACUGCAGCAGCAACUGCUGCAGCGGCCUCACCUGGGCUACCUGCCUUCUCCCUACCCCUCUUUCCCCCCACUGCCCUACUUGCAGCAGCAGCAGCAGCAGCACUUCGCAGCAGAAAGAGCAGCACGAGCAGCAGCAGCAGCAGCAGCAGCAGCAGAAGCAGCAGCAGCAAGGGAAGGGGCCCUCCAGCUGCUGCACCGAGGGGGCCCCCAGUAUGAGGAAGGGUACUGCUGCCCUCCAUCUAUUUGGAGCGACAGCAACAUCCCUUAUCUGCAGCAGCAGCAGCAGCUGCUGCAGCAGCAGCUGCUGCUGCAGCACCUGCAGCACCAGCAGCUGCAGCAGCAGCAGCUCGACCAGCAGCACCUGCUGCAGCAGCAGCAAGCCCCAGUCGAAAUCGCAGCAGCAGAGGCUGCAUUUGCGGGCCCCCACGAACUCAAGCCAGCAGCAGCAGCAGCAGCAAGAGCAGCAGCAGCAGCAGCAGCAGCAGCAGCAGCAGGAGAAGAAGACAGCACUGCCUAUGCUUCCCCUCUAGAAGCAGCAACAGCUUCCCCCCGCAGCACCCCAAGGCAGGGGGCCCCCCGGGGGCCCCCCUCGGGGGGCCCCCAGGGGCCCUUUUUGGGGGGCCCCUGGGGGCCCCCAAACCCGAACUGCGGGCCAGCAGCAGCAGCAGCAGCAGCAGAGAAUGAGGAAGGCGAUGCUGCCUCGGCUGAGGCAGAACAGGGGGCCUCCUGCAGCAGCAGCAGCAGCAGCAGCAGCAGCAGCGAGAGCCGCGCUGCUGCUGCUCCCGUUGCUGCUGCUCCCGCUUCUGCUGCAGCAGCUGCAGCAGCAGCUGCAGCAGAAAACGAGGAGGAUCUCGACAGCGGCUGCCUCCCUGCACACACGAAAGCCAAGCAGCAGCAGCAGCAGCAGCAGCAGCAGCAGCAGCAGCAGCAGCAGGAAUUGCCAUCUUUCAUGUUUACUGAGCUGCUGCCGCAAACUGAAAACUAUGAAGCAUUUAAGCCGCUGCAGGCGCAGCUAGUUUUCACUCCUGAGUGGUGGGGGGCCCCUUAUCUGCAGCGGGAGCAGCAGCUGCUGCUGCAGCAGCAGCAGCAGCAGCAGCAGCUCUACGACGACGUGCCCCUCAGGGUCACGCUGCCGCCAGUUCUCCCGCUGCUGCACUCGCAGCUGCCCCACAACAGCAGCAACUGCAGCAGCAGCAGCAGCUACGCCUACAGCAGCAAUCUGCAGGGCUUCUUUUCUUAUAUGCCUGGCUACGUCUGCGCGCCAGCAGCAGCAGCAGCAGCAGCAGCAGCAGCAGCAGCAGGUAGUUCUAGUGAUGAGCUGGAGCCGGAUGAGGAGUAUCCGCAAGAGGAGGAAGAGCAGGACGAGCAGCAGCAGCAGCAGCAACAGCAGCAGCAGCAGCAGCAGCAACAGCAGCAGCAGCAGCAGCAACAGCAGCAGCAGCAGCAGCAACGAAGACCGCCGAGGAGGGAAACAAGAGAGUACGUGCACGUCUCGAGCAGCUACAGAGAAGUACAGCAGCAGUCUCCCGGCAUCAUCUGCAGCAGCAGCAGCAGCAGCAGCAGCAGCAGCAGCAGCAACAACAACAGGAAGAGCAGCAGCUACGAAAUCAAGUCUGAAGAAGAGGCCCUUCGCCUGCCCGUCACUUCUUAUGAUAUUGUAGCCACACUUAAAGAAGCCAGGCUGAAGCAGCCGCAGCAGCAGCAGCAGCAGCAGCAGCAGCAGGAGCAGCAGCAGCAGCAGGGAGAGGAGAAGCAGCAGCAGCAGCAGUGGGGGGACGUCGUCGACCCCGCAAUAUGCUGCUGGUCUUCUUACAAUUCUCCCUCACACGACAAGCAGCUGCAGCAGCAGCAAAAGCAGCAGCAAUGGGACUACGAGCAGCAGCAGCAGCAGCAGCAGCAGCAGCAGCAGCAGCACACGCAGUCUGCAUCUCCACUGAGUUCGGAAGGCAGCAGCUGCUGCAGCAGCCACUGCGCCUCUGCUGCUAUGCUGCAGCAGCUGCUGCAUGAGAUCAGCUGCCUCCGCGGCAGCGUUGAAGCAGCAGCGGCGCUGCAGCAGCAGCAGCUGCAGCAGGAGCAGCAGGUGGAGCAGCAGGAGCAGCAGCAAGAACAAGAAAAAGUGCCUGUAGUUGACUCUCUAGCAGCAAUUUUCGGGCCUCCCAAGCAGCGCCUGGGCUCUCCAGAACGAGCCGCUGCCCGUGAGGAGAAGCAGCAUCAGCAGGAGGCCUCGCAGCAAUUCGUCUUUGCCUAG
Messenger RNA from Eimeria necatrix, 2325 nucleotides. RefSeq lists its product as hypothetical. The record is from RefSeq and is a predicted model, not a curated record. Lineage: Eukaryota; Apicomplexa; Conoidasida; Eucoccidiorida; Eimeriidae. The coding region runs from base 1 to 2325 and encodes 774 amino acids. The transcript has 3 exons.